AUGUACCAGAAGUCAGAACUAAUUAGAGAUCAGAUCCUUCGAAGUGCAGAAGAUCCAUAUGAAUGCAAUGAGCACAGAAAAGCCUUUAACCAAGAAGUAUCGCUAAUUGGGCCACAGAGACUCAACACAAAAAAAUCUUAUGAAUGUAAGGAGUGUGGAAAAAAGUUUCCUCGUAAGUCAAGCCUAAUGAUACAUGAGAGGGUCCACACAGGAGAGAAACCUUAUGAAUGUAGGGAGUAUGGAAAAGGUUUUUCUUGUAAGUCAAACAUGACUGCGCAUCACAGAAUGCACACUAGGGGAAAACCUUAUGAAUGUAUUGAGUGUGGGAAAUGCUUUUCUUAUAAGCAACACCUCAUUGCACAUCAGAGAAUUCACACUGUGGGAAACCCUUAUGAAUGUAGUGAGUGUGGAAAAGCUUUUCUUCAUAAGUCAAGCAUGGUCAUACAUCAGAGAAUGCACACUGGGCAAAAACCUUAUGAAUGUAGUGAGUGUGGAAAAGAUUUUAUUCGUAAGUCAAACCUCAUUGUGCACCAGAGAAUCCACACUGGGGUGAAACCUUAUGAAUGUAGUGAGUGUGGAAAAGCUUUUUCUCAGAAGUCAAGCAUUAGAUCACAUCAGAGGAUCCACACUGGGGAAAAACCUUAUGAAUGUAGUGAGUGUGGAAAAGAUUUUAUUCGUAAGUCAAACCUCAUUGUGCAUCAGAGGAUCCACACAGGUGAAAAACCUUAUGAAUGCAGUGAGUGUGGAAAAUCUUUUUCUGAUAAGUCAAGCAUUAGAUCACAUCAGAGAAUCCACACAGGGGAAAAACCUUAUGAAUGUAUUGAGUGUGGGAAAUGCUUUCUUUGUAAGUCACACCAAAUUAGACAUCAGAGAAUCCAUACUGGGGAAAAACCUUAUGAAUGUAGUGAGUGUGGAAAAGAUUUUAUUCGUAAGUCACACCUCAUUGUGCAUCAGAGAAUCCACACUGGGGAAAAACCUUAUGAAUGUAGUGAGUGUGGCAAAGCUUUUCUUCAUAAGUCAAGCAUGAUCAUACAUCAGAGAAUGCACACUGGGGAAAAACCUUAUGAAUGUAGUGAGUGUGGAAAAGCUUUUUCUCAUAAGUCAAGAUUAAUCAUACAUGAGAGGGUCCACACAGGGGAGAAACCUUAUGAAUGUAGGGAGUGUGGAAAAGCUUUUUCUCGUAAGUCAAACAUGACCGCACAUCACAGAAUGCACACUGGGGAAAAACCUUAUGAAUGUAGUGAGUGUGGAAAAGAUUUUAUUCGUAAGUCAAGCCUCAUUGUGCAUCAGAGGAUCCACACAGGUGAAAAACCUUAUGAAUGCAGUGAGUGUGGAAAAUCUUUUUCUGAUAAGUCAAGCAUUAGAUCACAUCAGAGAAUCCACACUGGGGUAAAACCUUAUGAAUGUAGUGAGUGUGGAAAAUCUUUUUCUUAUAAGUCAAGCAUUAGAUCACAUCAGAGAAUCCACACUGGGGUAAACCUUAUGAAUGUAGUGAGUGUGGAAAAGAUUUUAUUCGUAAGUCACACCUCAUUGUGCAUCAGAGAAUCCACACUGGGGAAAAACCUUAUGAAUGUAGUGAGUGUGGAAAAUCUUUUUAUGAUAAGUCAAGCAUGAUGAUACAUCAGAGAAUGCACACUGGGGAAAAACCUUAUGAAUGUAGUGAGUGUGGGAAAGUUUCCUUGUAAGUCACACCUCAUUAGACAUCAGAGAAUCCACACUGGGGUGAAACCUUAUGAAUGCAGUGAGUGUGGAAAAGCUUUUUCUCAGAUAUCAAACAUUAGAUCACAUCAGAGAAUCCACACUGGGGUAAAACCUUAUGAAUGUAGUGAGUGUGGAAAAGUUUUUAUUCUCAAGUCAUACCUCGUUAGACAUCAGAGAAUGCACACAGGGGAAAAGCCUCAUGAAUGUAGUGAGUGUGGAAAAGCUUUUCUUCAUAAAUCAAACCUCAUUGUGCAUCAGAGAAUCCACACUGGGGAAAAGCCUUAUGAAUGUAGUGAGUGUGGAAAAUCUUUUUAUGAUAAGUCACGCAUGAUGAUACAUCAGAGAAUACACACAGGUGAAAAACCUUAUGAAUGUAGUGAGUGUGGAAAAGCUUUUUCUCAGAAGUCACACCUAAUCACACAUCAGAGGGUCCACACAGGGGAGAAACCUUAA
Messenger RNA from Ochotona princeps (American pika), 2154 nucleotides. RefSeq names its product zinc finger protein 260-like. Gene Ontology annotation, biological process: regulation of transcription by RNA polymerase II. Lineage: Eukaryota; Metazoa; Chordata; Mammalia; Lagomorpha; Ochotonidae. Gene Ontology annotation, molecular function: RNA polymerase II cis-regulatory region sequence-specific DNA binding; DNA-binding transcription factor activity, RNA polymerase II-specific. The record is from RefSeq and is a predicted model, not a curated record.